Messenger RNA from Indicator indicator, 593 nucleotides. It is a transcript of the gene IFT22, whose product is annotated as intraflagellar transport 22. Gene Ontology annotation, cellular component: endomembrane system. The coding region runs from base 1 to 561 and encodes 186 amino acids. NCBI's taxonomy places the organism in Eukaryota, Metazoa, Chordata, Aves, Piciformes, Indicatoridae. Gene Ontology annotation, biological process: intracellular protein transport. The transcript has 5 exons. The record is from RefSeq and is a predicted model, not a curated record. Gene Ontology annotation, molecular function: GTPase activity.
AUGUUGAAGGCCAAGGUGCUGCUGGUGGGGCCUCGGGAGUCUGGGAAGUCGGUUUUGGCAAACUUUGUUUCGGAAAGCAUAGAGGGGAUUGGCAGCUACAGCCCCACGCAAGGUGUAAGGAUCCUGGAGUAUGAGAAGCCAAACCUGAACGGUAACGGCAAGGGAGCUGGGUGUCGGUUUGAGCUGUGGGAUUGCAGCGGGGAUCAGAAGUUUGAAACUUGCUGGCCAGCUCUAACGAAGGACUCUCAUGGUGUAGUAAUAGUCUUCAACCCUGAGCUGCCCAUCCACCUGAAGGAGCUUGAGAUGUGGUACUCCUCCUUCGUGCAGCAGCAGCCACUGCUGGACAGUCAGUGCCUCCUGGUCGCACAUCACAAGCCAGGCACUGCAGGGGACACAGAAAACCUGUCCUUGGCUCACCCACUGGACAAGCUGAGGCUGAUACAUUCCAACCUGGAGGAAGAUCCUGAAGACGUUCGGAUGGAGUUCAUGAAAUACUUCAGAAGCAUUAUCAGCUUAAUUAAUGAGAGCAGGGAGAGGGAGGAGAUGUCCAUUAUCUCCUAACAUUAAAAGAAAUCCUGAAGAGGGAAGAAGCA